AUGAAGACCCCAGCAAGGAUGGAGGUGCCCAACACCAAGAGGGGCAGGGGGGAGUUGAACACCACAGAGAGGGGACAGACCUGGGUCGGGCAGUCCCCAUCUCUGCCCUGUCACUGCCCUGCCCUAACGCUGCCCGUUCUCUGGCAGCCCCAGCGAGCUGCCUGCCUCCUGCUGCUGCUCCUGCUCUGCUCCCUGGCCGCUGCCCGGCACAACCUGCCCCACUGCUGCCGCCAGAAAACCUGCUCCUGCCGUGUCUACGACCUCCUGCACGGCAUGGGCAACCACGCCGCCGGCAUCCUCACGCUGGGCAAGAGGAAGAGCGUCCCCCUGGCUUUCCAGAGCCGCCUCUACCGCCUGCUCCACGGCUCCGGCAACCACGCUGCGGGCAUCCUCACCAUGGGCAAGCGCGGGCAGCAGCCGGGCACCGUCUGCCCCGAUGUGCUGGGCUGCCCUGCGGGCACGGUCGCCCAGCCGACAGCGGUGCCACGGGGCGCUGCCACCAGCCCUGACAGCCCCAGGGAGUGCCAGGGACACUCAAGGAAGGACCUGAGCACCAGCCAGGGAGCUGCAAGGAGCUUUUACUGAACGGGAUGGGGGCAGCGGGACACACAGAGGGGAUCCCUGGCAGGACGGACUGCGGGGACGCACAGGAGCUCGGUGUAAAUAGCACUUUUAGAUACCUCCUCCCUGUCCUGGCCCUGGCCCAGCCUGCUCAGGGCACCGCGGGCACCGCGGCCUUUUACAAUAAAUUGUAGCCUGAUGUCA
This is a messenger RNA of Camarhynchus parvulus, 765 nucleotides long. It is a transcript of the gene HCRT, whose product is annotated as hypocretin neuropeptide precursor. Lineage: Eukaryota; Metazoa; Chordata; Aves; Passeriformes; Thraupidae. The transcript has 2 exons. Gene Ontology annotation, biological process: feeding behavior; neuropeptide signaling pathway. The record is from RefSeq and is a predicted model, not a curated record. The coding region runs from base 1 to 585 and encodes 194 amino acids.